AUGAAUUGGCGCAAGGAGCAGAUUCGAUCAUCUGCAUCCGGCCAUUUCGUGUUCCUCUCCAGCGAUUCAUCACCGCAAUCUGGCACCGACUUCCUGCUCACGCUCGAAGAUCGGAUUGAACGCCAGUAUGCUGGCCUGGUGGUUGACGCGACCGAUGAUGAGAUCGCGUCAUGGAAUUUGUCGGAUUAUUUGAAGACGAGUUCACUGCCAGUGGCGGUGGUCGGCGCUGGCAACUCUGGAGUUGCUGGCAAAUACGAAGGUCUUCUGCACUCGAUCAUGUGCGACCUUGGCAAUGAGGCCCAUGCCGAACUCAUCCAACGGUACACACGUGACAUCGUGGGCUACUGUUCGGAUUAUGGCGCCGAGUGGCACUUUGCUCAGGUGCCGGCACUUGAUUUGGAUGACCUUCGUGAGGCCGGCGUGUCAAACUCUGGGGGACUGCUGAAAAAGCAAGACGUCCGGCCGGAUGGGCUUCUGUCUGAGUUUACUGCUGAUGGUGACAUGGCUGCAGCACAGCUCCCUGCAGAAAUACUUGGAGUGCAAGCCCCGCCCAUAGCAAACGAACCUGCCUCGUCGGCCAGCAUUUCGCUGCUGGGGAGCAUGAAGAUGCCUGGCAUAAAGCACAUGUUCGACAACAUCAGCAACUACGUCUUGGGCCGUUUGGCAUGGUAUCCGACCUUUGCCGAAUAUCUUCGAACGAUGACCCGCCUCCUGCAUGAGAAAGAAUACCGCCAGCGGCUGGUGGACACAUGUUUUUCGUCGGGGCCUGCGGCGCAGUUCAAGAGAGUGAUGUCUUACUACGAUGGAGGCUCCUUCAUUACCUGGAGGUGGUCUUCUGUUGUUACUGUGGUCCGCGCUCUUCUUAAAAGACGUGGCGCGCUCAUGGCGGGCUUCGAUAGCCUGAAGUUUGGUGGCGGUCCAGACUUAGUUUCAGAUGGCUUGGGCGAUGCCGAGCGCAGAUCGAAAUUUGUCAUCGAAGCUCGAUUUGAACGCUGGAGUCACAAUCUUCGUAUUGUGAAGGCUGUGAAUGUCACGGCCACAUGGGACAGAGCAGCUGGAGAUCGCGGUUCCACUGCAGAAGACAUUCAAGAAAUGACAAAGUGCAAGCUUCGAGGGCGGCGCUCGCCCGAGUUUGCCUGCGGAGCCUUCGAGGAGUUUUGCUUGGAGUUGCAGGAGAUCGCGAGCAGCAAUUUACUGGUUGUGUGCACACCUCUGGACGAACAGCAGCGCAGCAUCCUAGUAAAGGACUGGCACACAGCGACGGAUGCGAUACUGUCGGAGCUGCGCCUCAAGACGGGUCACUGGGAUUGCAUCGAGCUCUACGAGACUUCAUCAGCAAGUGGCCAUGCCCACCCCAUCACUGCUCGGUUCUUGAACCCGGGCCAGCACCGAAAUGUGGCUCAGCAGAUGAGUCGGGCGCCAAAUUCUUCAGAGCCUUUGAUCAGCACGGAAGCUCGGCUCCAUGCCUUUCAAGACAUCUUCAAUUCGCCGGAGGCAUUGAAGUCCGCGACAUCUGCGUACGAACAUCUCACUGACAAAAGCUACCUAGCCGUGGAAAUUGCUCACUUGGUGGGUGGGCCAAACUGUGUGCCCACCAGAACACUCUCCCACAAAGAGUUGGUGGAACUGCUUUAUCACCGAACCCAUCGCUUCAAGAGAGGGAAGACGGCUGCAAAGGUCAUUCCCAACUCGGACAUUGCUGCUCAGCAGGCAAGCAAGGCCGCGCUCACCGAAGGCAAAGGUGUGAACAGUCUGGGAGACAUGAUGAGCAAACAUUUCCGAGAUGUCAUGGACGAUACGGGCUUCUACUCUUUGCCAGCAUUCCUGCUGAAACGUGUUCCAAUUCAAUCGUUGCAAGACGCACUGACGACGUCGCCAGCUAUCGGGCGAGCGACAGGUGUGUUGCCCAUUUGCAGUGCAGAGCAAAACCUGCCUCUGGCAGACCGCGAGCAACGAUCUCAUUCUCUGGCCGAUGAGACAUCAGCUGCUUUGCCGGCAUGGCUCCAAGUAGAUCCUGAAGCAGAGACUGACAUUGCACCGGCCCAGCACUUGCAGAGCAGAGCCUCUUCAUCUUCGUCCGUCCGCAAGGACAGUGUGCUCCAGAACCUGCAAGACACACCAGAUGACAGCCUGGUGAUUUUCAGGGUGGCCAACAAGCGGCCACAUCUACGUAAGAGACCCCUAGCAUCAGUGGAUGGCAUCCUGCCUCAUGACAUGACCAUUCGCAUCUAUGAUGUGAUGUCCAUGACCGCCGAAGAACAAGACACUUCGAUUUCUGCGGCGCCGAGCAAACAUCAAGACCUGCCUCUGGUGCACCUCUUCGACAAAAUGAGAGAUGAUGUAUGUCAGGAUGUCUUGCUUCACAUGCAACAAUGGCAGAUGCGGGAUGCACUGCCCCUGCGAUUUGCUUCUCAUGUCUCGGGCUUGUGCUCGUCAGCAGAGAAUCUGUUGCGUGAUUGUCUGGAGGCCAAGGCUGUAGAGGGCACUGGCAACAAGUUCGAUGUUUCAGGCUUUUCGCAAGAAGACCGCCACAGCUUGGAUAUUCUUCUCCGCAGAAACUUAGUGAAGAGAUGCGGUGAACAGGACAUUGUGCUGAGCAAGCACACACUGCAAUCCGACACCGUGCAGCUGCAUCAGCCCCGUCAGGCGAGCUGCCUUGGCAUGGAGCUGCUGUGUCCGUAUACCGGUGCCUCAUUUCUCAUGAUGGUGGGUGCGCAGGAGCUGGACCCUGAAUCUCAGCUCGAGGCGGGCACUCGUCUGUGGCAAAGCGCAGUGGAGGCCGGCGAUCUUCCUCAUCCCGGCAUUGUUGAUGUGAACAACGAGGAGGCAGAAGCCAGACCCAUGUAA
Symbiodinium sp. CCMP2592 is the source of this 2847-nucleotide messenger RNA. Lineage: Eukaryota; Dinophyceae; Suessiales; Symbiodiniaceae. The record is from the annotation of a GenBank genome assembly.